Messenger RNA from Cyphellophora attinorum, 477 nucleotides. RefSeq lists its product as uncharacterized. The transcript has a single exon. The record is from RefSeq and is a predicted model, not a curated record. NCBI's taxonomy places the organism in Eukaryota, Fungi, Ascomycota, Eurotiomycetes, Chaetothyriales, Cyphellophoraceae. Bases 1 to 477 code for a protein of 158 amino acids.
AUGUCCGAUGACGAAGCUGAUCCCGAGCUGCUUGCGCUGCUCGCUCAAUCUCUUGGUCUCGGUCCUAGACCUGAAGCCCCUCCAAGCACUGGUGUAUUGAAGUCAGCAGAGUACAUCUACGAUAAUGCCAUCGAUGUCGCCAUCGUCACUCAUGGCACGAAGCAGGCCGCGGUCAUGCUCUACGAGCAGCUGAAGAAGCGGCAGUACUCGACCUACGACUGGGCAAGGCAUGAAUUGCAUCCUAAGCCAAGGGGUGGCGAGGCGACUGUGAACUUUAUCUUCACGAUGAGCAUUCUCAAUUUCAGCUUUUGGUCCGAUCUGCCCGAGGAUCAGAGGUUUGCUGUAGACUACAGAGGUAGGAAGUGGACAGGCUAUUGGAGUCUUGUCGCUGCGCUACAGAGAGCUCUUGAGGAAGGUCAGUACACCGUGCCCAGAUACGCACCACUCCCUGCCACGUACAGCAGACCGAGUCAGUGA